Messenger RNA from Bactrocera neohumeralis, 3909 nucleotides. RefSeq lists its product as uncharacterized. The record is from RefSeq and is a predicted model, not a curated record. Gene Ontology annotation, molecular function: monooxygenase activity; oxidoreductase activity, acting on paired donors, with incorporation or reduction of molecular oxygen; heme binding. The coding region runs from base 97 to 3786 and encodes 1229 amino acids. Gene Ontology annotation, biological process: response to DDT; insecticide catabolic process. The transcript has 9 exons. NCBI's taxonomy places the organism in Eukaryota, Metazoa, Arthropoda, Insecta, Diptera, Tephritidae.
GACUAGCAUACUUAGUGUUAUUGUGGAAGCGCGUUACAGAAGUUCGGCAGAAAUUGAAACUUCUUUUAUAAAUAAUAUUUUUCUUAAGUGCGCAUAAUGUUGUCGGUAAAUACCGCUUGCCUCUUGGCGGCUCUCUUGGCGCUCGUCUACGUUUGGUGUCGCUACACGUAUGGCUACUGGAAACGCAAUAAGAUUCCCUAUAUGACGCCACUACCACUGAUUGGCAAUAUGGAAGUUUUUUUUAAAAUGAGCAAUAGUUUCUAUCUAUAUCUAUCUGACGUUUAUAAGGAUGCUAAAAUGUCAAAGGCUGCGGCAGUCGGCAUUUACAUACUCAACAAGCCAGCGUUAGUGCUACGUGAACCGGAACUUAUAAAAUCCGUGCUAAUCAAGGAAUUCCCGAAGUUCGCCAAUCGGUCAGCCGGCUGUGAUCCACACAAUGAUGCUUUGGGUUCGAAUAAUCUAUUUUUCAUACGCAAUCCACAAUGGAAAGAUUUGAGAACGAAAAUAACGCCGAUUUUCACAACGGGAAAGAUCAAACAAAUGUACCCACUAAUGACUGAGAUCGGCACGGAGUUGGAAGCCCAUUUGAAAUCGCAUGCGAAGAAUGGUGAUGCUUUCGUAACUGAAGUUAAAGAGGUUUGUGCAAGCUUCACCACCGAUAUAAUUGCCACCAUCGCUCUUGGUGUAAAAGCCAACAGUCUUGUAAAUCCAAACGCCGAAUUUCGCUCGCAGGGACGAAAAUUGUUCACCUUUACAUUCCGUCGUGCCAUUGACUUCUUCAUCGCCUUUUUUGUUACCAAGUGGGUCUCUACAUUUCGUAUUAAAAUUUUUACAGCAGAGUUCAGUUCCUUUUUACGUGGCACCAUCAGUCAUGUUAUGGCGUCAAGAGAAGAGAGCAAAGCGACUCGCAACGACCUCAUCGAUGUGUUGGUGAGCCUUAAAGAAGAAGCAGUUGCGAAAGGCGAAUAUAAUGCUCAGGUACAGGAUAUGUUGACAGCACAAGCUGCCGUAUUUCUGUCAGCUGGUUUUGAGACGUCAUCUUCGACGAUGACAUUUGCCCUAUACGAAUUAUCGAAACGUCCCGAUUUACAAGAGCGUCUGCGCAAUGAGAUCUGUGAAGCUUUCGUAGCUGAGCAGGGUACAAUGUCAUAUGAGACUAUCAAUAAUCUACCAUAUCUGAGUAUGGUAGUUGACGAAGUACUGCGUUUAUAUCCAGUACUACCUUAUCUCGAUCGUGAAUAUCUGCCGAAGGAGGGGGAAAAGCAAUUCGAUCUUAAACCGUUUUACGAUUACACAGUGCCCAUAGGUAUGCCUGUUUUUAUACCAAUCUUCGGCAUACAGCGUGAUCCCGAGUUUUGGCCCAACCCGAACACUUUCGAUCCUGAACGCUUCAACGCCGAGAAUAAGAAAACCCAUAAGCCUAUGUCCUACCUUCCUUUCGGCACUGGACCACGUAACUGUAUUGGUUCUCGCAUCGGUUUGCUGCAGUCUAAAAUCGGUUUGGUGCAUAUAUUGAAGAAUCAUUAUGUGACCACAUGUGAGAAGACACCGUCGGAAAUGACUUUUGAUCCACUUUCCUUAGUGCUAAGUUAUAAGGAUGGAGUUUACUUGAACUUUGUCAAUGACAAACUCUAUGAACGCAAUGCCAGGCAGUGUACCAUAGGCCUCUUGGCGGCUCUAUUGGCGCUCGUCUACGUUUGGUGUCGCUACACAUAUGGCUACUGGAAACGCAAUAAGAUUCCCUAUAUGACGCCACUGCCACUGAUUGGCAAUAUGGACGCUAGAAUGUCAAAAGCUGCGGCAGUCGGCAUUUACAUAUUCAAUCGGCCAGCGUUAGUGUUGCGUGACCAGAAACUUAUAAAAUCUGUGCUAAUUAAGGAGUUUCCGCAAUUCACCAAUCGGUCAAGCGGCUCUGAUCCACACAAUGACCCCUUGGUUUCGAAUAAUCUAUUUUUUAUACGCAAUUCACAAUGGAAGAAUUUGAGAACGAAAAUAACGCCGAUUUUCACAACGGGAAAGAUCAAACAAAUGUAUUCACUAAUGACUGAGAUCGGCACGGAGUUGGAAGCUCAUUUGAAUUCGUUUGCGAAAACAGACGACGCUUUCGUAACUGAAGUUAAAGAUAUUUGUGCAAACUUCACCACCGAUGUGAUUGCCACUAUCGCUUUUGGCAUUAAAGCCAAUAGUCUUAGCUCAACAAAAGUCAUGUCGGUCUACGGCUACCAACUGCUGAUCACAAUAGCGCUCAUCUUUGUCGCAAUGACCUUAAUACAACUUUGGUUGCAACGUCGUUACAGUUAUUGGCAUCGUCGUAAAAUACCAUAUCUCAAGCCCACACCGCUUUUGGGAAAUUUAAAAUCACUAUUGUUGUUACGUUCUUCUUUCGGCGACUACUUUCGCGGGCUCUACGAAGAGCAAAACUUCCAAUCGGCACCAUUUUUUGGUUUCUUUAUACUACAAACGCCCGCGCUGCUUAUACGCGAACCGCAAUUGAUCGAGCAGUUACUCACGAAACAGUUUACUAGUUUUCCCAACCGCUAUGAGGCUGCUGAUCUACAUAGUGAUCCAAUGGGCGCUUUAACGCUACCAUUAGCCAAAUAUGCGAUAUGGCGCAAGAGUCGACGAGAGAUUUCGAAACUUUUCACUAGUGGACAUAUCAAAAGUGUAAUGUAUCCGAAACUCAUUACCUACGCCGAACAAUUAGAAGAGUAUAUCACACGUAAAAUAAAGCAAGACGCGUCCGAACACAGUGUCCGAAGCGCUGCCGUCAUUGAGGUGAAAGAAAUGUGUGCGCUCUACACAACUGACGUCACAGCUGCGCUAUUGUAUAGCAUCGAUGCGGCAGGUCUACGCAAAGAUGGCUGCGAGAUGCGCACACAGUGUGAAGAUCUCUUCCAACCCAGUCUGCGUAAGAUUAUCGAUUUCUUCGCAAUAUUCUUUCUACCAAAAUGGGUGCGUAGGCUUAAAUCGAAAGUUUUCACACGCAAAUACGCCGACUACUUACGGCGUUUGGUGGAGGAACACUUGAAAGUGACCGAACGUAAGCCUGAUGGCGGCGAUCUUAUCGACUUGUUGUUGAACAUGCAACGGCAUUUGUGUGACUCAGAACCUUACAGCGCUUGGCUGCGUCAUCCGGACUUUAUCGCCGCGCAAGUGGGUAUUUUUCUAUUGGCGGGCUUUGAGACGUCCUCUUCAUUGAUCGCGCUCAUCUUAUACGAAUUGGCAAAGCAACCGGCAAUUCAGCGAAAAUUAAAAGCCGAAAUAGCUGCUGCUCGAGAUCCAUUCAAUGGCGGUGUAAGUUACAAACAGUUAUUGCAUAUGCCAUACAUGCAUAUGGUAGUCGCCGAAGGAUUGCGUCUCUAUCCGACAGCACCCUUCAUUAAUCGUGAGUGUUUGCCGAAUGGCGAGCAGCAGACGUUGUGGUAUGACAAGGGAAAGAAGUAUUUGAGCAUACCCAGAGAUGUGCCGGCAUAUAUCUCCAUUUUGGGCUUACAUAGUGAUCCAAAGUUCUGGCCCAAUCCACAACUUUACAAUCCACAAAGAUUUUCGCAAGAGAAACUGCACACCAUCAAACCAAUGACUUAUUUACCAUUUGGCGCCGGACCACAUGGUUGUAUUGGCAGUCGGCUUGGUAUGCUGCAAGUCAAGCUCGGUUUACUCUAUAUCUUAAAGCGGCAUCGUGUGGAAUUGUGUGAGAAAACAACGAAGGAAAUUCGAUUUGAUCCGAAAAGAUUUAUGCUAGAAGCUAAAGGUGGACUAUACUUGACGUUUAUUCAAGAUGAAUAAAUAAUAGCAAAUACUUUUUUUAACAUUUUAAGACUAAGAAAAUUUAUAAAGGCUUACAGGAGAGAUUGCCACGUAUUUACUAUUAUUUUAAUAAAUCGAUAAAAUGUUAUUGUAAUAUGCCAA